This is a messenger RNA of Alexandromys fortis (reed vole), 8195 nucleotides long. Its product is annotated as sperm motility kinase Z-like. Gene Ontology annotation, molecular function: ATP binding; tau-protein kinase activity; protein serine/threonine kinase activity. Bases 4266 to 5837 code for a protein of 523 amino acids. Gene Ontology annotation, cellular component: cytoplasm. NCBI's taxonomy places the organism in Eukaryota, Metazoa, Chordata, Mammalia, Rodentia, Cricetidae. The record is from RefSeq and is a predicted model, not a curated record. Gene Ontology annotation, biological process: protein phosphorylation; microtubule cytoskeleton organization; intracellular signal transduction. The transcript is spliced from 3 exons.
CUUCCCGGUCUGGGGAGCACAAGACUUCGAGCUUCCUGUCUUGAGCUCUGCUCUCACUCCGGUGCUGCUAGCCCUGCCGACCUCUGCCUCUGUCCGAGAUGCACGUCAGUAAGAUGGGUGACUUUGGGACAUCCUCAACACAGUGUCCCUACCCUCAGGGUCCUGUUUUCUGUCCCCACAGUGGCCACUGAGGAGAAAACCCUGGUGCCUUAGCCAGGUAGGGACACUUCACUCAGGUGGAGCAGAUGGGGCAGGGUCCCAUCUUAACACGUCUCCUCUCCCUUAAAUCUAUUCAUGUGUAGCCCCGGCUGAGAACGCCUGGUGUGGUGGCUAAGUGAGACCUUGGAGAGAGCAUCUUCCUCAGUCUCUUGGAUCUAUGACCUGGGACAAGACGCCUUACUGCUUUUGUCUGCCCCAUCUUCAAAAUAAGAAAAACGUAACAUCUACAAGGCAUCCUUGCAGGGAUUAAAUGACACUCCAGAUUUGUCGUGCAGACACAGUCAUGCCACAACCACUCAGGAGACAUUCAUUUAAUCGUCUCUUAUUUCUGUUUUCCUUGCUGACUUCCCAUCCUACUGUGGGCCUUGAGGACAUUGUUUUUCAACUGCAUGUCCUCACCCAGACCCUGCUACACAACGGGUGCUCAGGGAUGGAAGUCUUGUAAAGUCAUUUAAUAAAAGGCUCCCGUUCCUGGUAAGUUACAGCAUUGGGCCGUCUUUCCCAGAAAUUUAACAGUUGUAACUAUUACACCUUCUGUUGAUUUUGCCAUGUCUCUGAUUCCCUAGACCUCAGCCAGGCCUGUACAUUUCGACAUCUUUCUAGAAUAGUCCUAGUUCCUGCCCUCUGGCCUCAGGCAGGGGCAUUCCUUUUGUGGAGAGUCGCCUGAACAGCAUCUCCAUCUACUACCUGAUACAGCGGGGUCUCACUCCAGAAUCCCGCAUCUCUGCUCUUCCCCACAUGCUUCCCUUGCAGCCCUAGCCCCUGACUCACCCCUCAGCCCCCCAGCUUUGCUAGGUGCACACAGAGGCCCCUUCAUGAGUGAACAGGGAAAGAAGAAGCAGCGAACAGAUUAGCCCUGUAAGAAAUGAGCUCGGUGACCUAGCAGAUUGGGUUUUGUUUGUUUUCAAAUAUAGCUUGAAAGUCCGACUCUAGAGGUAGACCGAAAAUGAGCUCUGAAAACCUUUAGGGAGCUGCUGAUAGGAAUGACAGGGACAUAAUGCUGUCUGCAGAAAGCUUCCUCUAUGGGCACAUGCCCACUUGUGCCAGUGAUCGAAUUAACACUGACCUCUGGGCAUGUCUGUGGGGAUGGUCUUGAGAAUUGAUGUGGAAGUCCCCGUCCAUUGUGGGCAGCAUUAUGGCUGAAAAUGUCGAGUCAUUUCAAAGUCAAACAAAGGUGAGCGGCGUAGAGCCUUCUAAGGACCAACACAUGGGGGCGGCAGUGUGUUUGAGCCUGGAUGAGGACAGGGGGUACAUUCUACGGCCCCCAGAGGUUUCAGCUGUUACGGUUCAUGACAUCAUGUGCCAUUUUCACCAUGGCUGUGUCUGCUCAGAGGCUGGAGUACACUCACCUUGCUGAGCAACAUCCUCACCCUCCCUCCCCUGAGCCUUUUCCUCCAUAAACAGAAACUCAUGCUCUGCAAACACACGCGGCUGCCCUUCCUUCCCGGUCCCCGAGCCACAGCCUCCUCUCUCUGUCUGAAUCCAGCUCUCUGGGGCUUCCCACACAUGGAGAACUGCACAGUGUCAUGAAGGGAGCAUUUUACUUGCCAUGGUAUCCAUAGAGUUCCCCUGUGGGGUGGCAUGUCAGUUUCCUUUCCAAAAAUAAACGACACUUUGCUUGUUGGUUCCUGCACUCACUCAUAGGCUCUUGGGCCACUCCUGCCUCGUGGCUGUUGUGCACCUUUCUGGAUGAACACAGGUGUGCAGAUGUCCCUGUAGCCCUGCUUACAGAUAGGGAGUGGAAGUUCUGGGUCCUGUGGCAAUUCCCUUUUGAAGAGGGUCUGUUCUCUUGUCUCAGGGGCCUCUUUUACAUACCCAGCAAUGCUGUACAGGGGUUCCAACCCUCACAUCCUCACCAGUUUAUAACAGAGCAGCUGCAGACAGCAGGAGGUGGGUUUUCUUCCUGGGAGUUGGAGAUGCUCUCUAGGAAGACUCAGAAGAAAUCCCAGAGCCAGCCCUUGGUUAACAAUGAGUUUGUCAUUUACUUGUGUUUGCUUCCUGUUGUCUCAGUCAGUCUGGGCUGACAGAAUUGUCAAUUGCGUUGGGUGGGUUACUCAGUCUAGGGGUUUGUAACCCACCCUGCAAUCAGUUAUUCCAGGGUCUCGGAGGGGCGCUACCUGGAAGGGAAUGAGCUAGGACAGAAGAAGGAGGCCAAGCAGAUUUGUCAAAGCCUCCUUUAUUAGUUAGGAUCAUGGUUGCUGCUUAUAUAGGCCCUGCAUGAGGACUUGGUGGGCAGGGCACGGGAUCUUGCCGCGUGGUCCCGGUCACGUAGGCCAGGUUCGUCACGUAGGCCAAGAGGUUACAUUCGGACAGGUAGGCCAAGAAGUAACAAGUUGCCACACCUGGUUCCCUGGAUAGCUGGAAUGUGAGGCACGUUCCACUAAUAGAUAAGUUAAUUGGGUGUGGGGCAGGUUCUCUCAAUAGAACAUAAUUAUGGGUGUGAGGUUCCCUGCAGGCUCCCCAGGGUGAUGGUUCCUGUAAUGAUUUUUAGGGGGGAAAUGGCUCGUGACACAGAACAAAGCACCCAUGCCUGAGGAGGCAAAGCCUAUGGGCUCGGCUCACCGUUCUGGAGAAAACGCGGACUGAGACACUGGCAGUCCAGGCUGACUGAGGGCUGUUCUCGUCUCUAGAGAUGUCAAUUUACAGCUGUGUUUUCUUCUGACUGGAGGAGCCUGGGAGCAUCCACGAGCCUUGAGUGUAAGGGCAUUGUGCUGGUUAAUUUUAACUUUCAACUUGAUACAAGUUAGAAUCAACUGGGGAGAAACUCUUAAUGAAAAAUUGCCUGGAUCAGCUUGGCCUAUGGACAUGCAUGUGGGGUUAUCUUGAUUCUUAAUUGAUGAAGAAGACCCAGCCCAUUGUGGGCAGCACCAUCCCCUAGGCAGGGGGUCUGAAUGGUGUAACAAUAAAGAAAGCUAGCUCAGAGCUAGCAAGGAAGUGAGAUCCAUGUAUUUAUUCUCACUUUGCUCUUAUGGUUGAUGUCAUGCUUUUAAAUUACUUUCUCAACUUCCCCACAGUACUGGACCAUAACCUGGACUUGUCAGUCAAACCAAACCUUGCUCCCUUGACUUGCUUUUAGUCAGAGGACUUCCCAUAGCAUCAGAAGUGAAGCUCGAACAGGCGCUGAUCUCGUGUAACUCUUGAGAGGUGCCUGCCUCCUGUGCCCUCCUUCCUCACAGCACCCUGACUCCCCCUUGAGGACAGUCUGCGGAUAUCUGUGGCUUGAGUCCUAUUUAGCUCUAUGAUAGGAGUGAUACCAUCCUCCAUGGUCCUGCUCAGACUCAUAGGCCCUUUGAGACAAGCGUUAAGGCAUGAUAGCAAACUCCAGCCAGCCAGCUAGGACCCACAAAGGACCUGUCCUGUCUGCUCUCAGUCUAGACCUGCCUCAGGUCAGGAGAUGGGGAGUCUGUGUCUGGGACUGCAACCCAAGGCGAGCCACUCUCUCUGCCUUCCCUAUAGGGAGUGUGCUACACUGCUCAGAAGCUCUAGGAGGGCCUGGGCUGUGGCACAAUGAAGAAGUGUAGAACUCUCAGCUCCUUCAGCACCAUGUCUGCCUGCAUCCCUCCGUGAUCCCCGCCACAAUGGCAAUGAGCUGCACCCCUGAACCUGUAAGCCAGCACCAAUAAAAUGUGUUCUUUUUAUGAGUUGCCUUGGUCAUGGUGUCUCUUCCCAGCAAUAGAACAGUGACCGACACAGGGUAUACAUUUGUUUCAUUUAACACUGAUUUCCUCCGUCUUCCCAGGUUUUUGACAAGAACCUAACUACCUUCUGGGAAAUUACAAGAACCAGCCUCAGAGGUGGUAAUAAAUUAUUGUAUAUUAUAAACAGAAUUUUUUAAUAUGUCAUGUUGUAGCAUCAUCUUAGGCCCAUCUGUCAGAACUCAAAGAAAAGGUGCCUUGGCAAGCGCAGACACAAGGAUGGUAAAGCAGGAGUCACCGCAGACCUUCAAACCAGAGACCUGAAGACCUCAAGGCCUAAGGCCAAUCUCCAUAGCCUGCCUGAGCCAGAACCUUUGCGUCCUGCCUAGCCGUGUCAGGGCAGGUCCUGCUAUGACCUCACCAGGAGCCAUUGUGAGAGAUCCACCAGCAGACAUGCCACCCGUGGCAUCUAGUCAGCCGGAUAGAGAGACUGCAGGACUCAGCCGCGUGCCCGUCUUCUUCGGUGAAGAGAUAUUCACCAGUCAAUACACCAUCCUGAGAAAGUUAGGCCAAGGUUCCAACGCCAAGGUGAUGCUGGCCCAGCACCGUCUCACGGGCGUCCCAGUGGCUGUGAAAGUGCUCGUGAGGGAGAUGCCCUGGCGCCAGUCGGCUGUUUCAGAAGUGGACAUUCUGAUGACCAUCAGCCACCCAAACAUUGUCUCUCUCCUCCAAGUCAUCGAAACAGAAAAGAAUAUCUACCUCAUCAUGGAGGUGGCUGAGGGACAACAGCUGUUCCGUCACGUCUGUGAGGUCGGACACUUGCAGGAGAAGGAGGCCCGAGGACUAUUUCACCAAAUCAUAGGUGCCGUGGGCUACUGCCAUGACCACGGCAUAGUCCACAGAGACCUGAAGCCUGAUAAUAUUAUUGUAGACAGCUCUGGAAGAGUGAAGAUUGUCGACUUUGGCCUGGGGGUCAAGGUCAGGCCUGGAAAACUGCUUGAGAGGCCUGGAGGGGCAUUCCAGUUUGGUGCCCCUGAAUUCUUCCUAGGGGUGCCAUACGAUGGCCCCAAAGCAGACAUCUGGACCUUGGGGGUCCUCUUGUUCUUCAUGGUAACUGGGACAUUUCCAUUUUCAGCACCCACCUUAUCAGAGCUUUGGAAGCAGGUGGUUCAAGGGAGGUAUGAGGUCCCAAACCAGCUUUCUGAAGAGCUACAGGGCCUAAUCAGGUACUUACUAACUGUCAACCCCAGGCAGAGGCCAACGGUUAAGGAAAUCGAAAGGCACUCAUGGCUAAGACAUGAGAGCGCAUCAGCUCACAAUGAAGAGACAAUCCCAAGCCUCCCAGACCCUGCAAUCAUGGCCGCCAUGGCCAACAUUGGCUUUAACAUCCGAGAUAUAAGAGAUGCCUUACUGCACAGGAGAUUUGAUGAGACAAUGGCAUCGUACUGCUUACUACACCACCAGGCAUGCCAGGAGCAUGGCCGCUCAGCCCAACCCUAUCUCAGGGACACAGAGGGGACACAUUUCACCUCACCCACGGAUCCCGUCUCUUUCCCUUUGCCUCUGAGGAGGAGGGCCAGCGAACCUGCCCUUCAGACAAUCUUACCUUCAACAAAAAACCAGCGGCUAGAGAUUGUCCGACAGCCCAGACCAAGGGGCGACAGAAGUGCCACUGAGCAGGACAGUCCUCUCUGCUUCUACUCUUGGCACGUUCUUGGCACCGCUCACCCGUGUGGCAUUGGUGUUCCCAACAUUUAUUCACCGACCAGCAGUCAGGGGAACACAGAAAACAAGAAGAAGGCCCUCCCCAAUGAGCCAGACCACGGGGAGACUGCAGCCUCAGGUCCCGGACAGCAAAGUGACUGGAAGGCGUGGGCAAGGAGGAUUGGGAAACAUCUAUGGAAGCUUUGCUGCUGCACAGAAGAAACCUCAGGGAUGGCAGAGCAGGGUGUCACCCCAGAAAUGAGGGGACAAAAUGAAUGACUGUCAUAGAAAAUUUAGGCCUUCUUCUGAUUGGUCUCUAUCCCACACACCCAACAAAGUACACACAUCUUAGUUUGUGCAGUCUGGCUCUCUGUGGGCUACAGCCUCUGUCUCUCAGGCCCCAGACUUCAGAGGACUGAAGAGACCAUCAAGACUGUUGUCCAUAAGACCUGGAAAGACAGAGUAUCUAAGACUCGAAGCUUCCACUGUAUGACAAAGAAGUUAAUUCCUGCCUCAGCCUCUGAGAAUCACUCCUGCUAUGGGAACUGAUCCACCUUUCCUGCCCAUGCCUGCACCGUGAGCCUCGCUGCUGCUGAGACCUGCUCCUCACGGAAGAUGCUCUGAAUCUCAAGCCUGCCGUGACACCGGACCUCUCUUGGUCCCAAUGAAGCGGAGGGUCUCAGAGCUACACAGUUGAGUUUCCACUUUCUGAACCAGCACUGCUGCACCGCAAUCAAACCUUGUUUUUUCACACGCCGCCCCAUCUACACACUCCAUUCUUGGAGGAAGGAAGGAUAAAGAAAUAAUUCAAGGAGACUGAAAGUCUCACAGUCAGUAGGGCUCUUGUUAGGAGAGACCCCAGUCUGUGCAGGCUGCAGCUACAGAGACCCACGAGUGGGGACUCUAAGCAUCAGGGACUCUUAUUUGGAGAGAUACUGCUUGGCAAGGAAUCCAAUCAGUAGGGACUCCAUUCAGAGGAGAUUCCAGUCGGCAUAGAUUCUAACCAAGAGUGAUCCAAGUCAGCUGGGAGUCUAGUCAGUGGAGACUUCAAUCGGCCAACACUCCUGUCAGGAAGAUUCCACCGAGAUCAAACUCCAAGCAGCGGGUAUCAGAUUCUUGCCAGAGCAGACCCCAGUCACCUGGGACCCUCCUCAGCAGGGAUCUCUCAAAGAUACUGGCCUUGCACAGGACCCCUUCCCAGUCUAGACCCGAAAGCCCUUCUAGGAGCUACUGGACCCAGAAGCCCGUCUGCUCACAUAGGGUCCUGCUGGACUUUUCUUCUUGGGACUCAUCCGUGCCUGACUUUUCUGUGUGUGUUACAGGUAAGAGGGUGAGCACACAGUUCCUCUUAAAUGUGAUUCCCACGAUUCUUGGACUAAAAUUGAUGCUGACAAAAGAUGUUUUCUGCAUCUUCCUCACACAAAUGCGCCAGUCACUGUUUCAGGGAUGGGUGGUCACAGCCUGAGGAUGAGUGACUUCAAGGGCCCUUCAAAGUUCCAUCCGAGAGCACCCCAAAAAGUGCUUCUGAAGGGACUGAGUCCUACGCUGCCUGCAGGGAAGAAAUGCAGACCCAAGGAAGACAUUCCAAGAGUGAUCUCAGGGGAUCUCAAGAAUGAUCUCUUCUGGACGUUGUUUGCAGGGAUUUUUGGCUCUCCCCCAUAACAUUUGAUAUGUGUUUAGGUGGGCACGCAUGUAUGUGUGCAUGCGUGUGCAGGGUAGGGUUUGAUUCCAAGUGUCUUCUAUCACUCUUACUCUUAGUUUAAGACUUCUUUAUUGUGAAAUUUUAGUUGUAUGUAUGUAUUCAUGUGUGUGCAUAUGGGAGCAGGGGUGAGUGUGCAAGUGUGGGUGUGCACGUGUGUGUGGAGCAUGCACGUGUGGGUAUGCAGCAUGCAUGUGUGGGUGUGUAAGUGUGUGGAGCAUGCAUGUGUGUGCAUGUGUGUGGAGCAUGCAAGUGUGUGUAUGUGGAGUUCAGUCAAGUUUAAGUCAAGUGUCUUCUCUUGCUCCUCCACUAGUUUUGCAUUAAGUGUCUCUUGCUAAGCCUGUGCUCACUGAGUAGGCAAGGUUAGUGAGACAGCGAGUUCCCAGAGUCUUCCUGGGUCCCUUUCCCGGUCCUGUGACUAUAGGCAUGGGAACACCAUGCCUGGGUUAUUUUUUUACAGGGAUGCUGGAGGUGCAGCUCAGGUUCUCAUGCUGUGUGGCAGAUACUUUACCGACAUUGCUGUAUCUCUAUACCCAUGACCCCAAGGCUUAGUGACUAUUCUACAGCUGCCAAGAGACACCUUGACCAAGGCAACUACUGUAGAAGAAACAUUCGAUUGGGUGCUUGCUUACAGUCUCAGCGGCUUAGUUCGUCACCAUCACAGCGGGGAGCAUGGUGGCAGGCGUGGCGCUGGAGAAGUAGCUGAGAGCUCCACCCUGAUCCUCAGGCUGCAGGAAGAAAGAGACACUGGAUCCGCCCGGGGGUUUUGGAGCCUCAAAGCCUACCCCCCAGUGACACACUUCCUUUAACACCUGUCAAUCCUUCUAAGCCUGUCAAAGAGUUCCAUUCCCUCAGGGCGAAGCAUUCAAAUGAGCCAAUGGAGGCCACUCCUAAUCAGACCACCGCACCCCAUAAUCUUAUAGUAUCCUUGACUGCAA